ACCUUACGCCAAAUAGCGGAGCGUAUCAGCCGGCUGCUCGCGCCAGUGUCUCUCAAAAUCAGCUGUGAUCGCAAUCGGGGAGCAGUAAGUCAGUAGGGAGCGAAGUCUCCGCAGUCCGGUAGGUGGCAGUGAACGGUCUCAGGUAGGUAGGGAGGGCAGGUCGAGAGGGGGGGCGUGUGUUCCUCUUGCACAAGCGCUCCCAUGUUGCGUACUAGUCUGGAAACCUGACGUGGAUAGGAGCCGAGCAGUCAGGGCGACAGCAGCGAGCGCGCGCGCGUGUGUGUGUGUGUGUUGUGUAUGUAUGCAUGCGUGUGUGUGACAGUGACACAGUUGCGGCAGAUUAGAAAGUGUCUGCGGCUGCUCUCCGCCGGCUCACUCCUCCUCCUCCACCACCUCCUCCUCUUGCUCGGACCGCCGGAGUCGCACCACCACCACACCGGUGGGGGGGACCGCGCUCCGAACGCAGUCAGCCGGUGACCCGAGGAUCCCUCUCUGACCAACAGACCCGGGCUGCGCUGGCAGGAAAGCUGGGACUAAACUACAUUCAUUGACUUGUGAGCGAUGCACUGGCAGCAUGGCCAAGUGGUUCAAGGAGCACCUAGGAUUCAAAACUACCAAACCACCCCCUCCGGCACCUCCGAAACCGGACUACAGACACGGUGCGCCCGGUGCGCCUGGCUAUCAGCAAACAAGCUCCGGGGCCACCUUUCCGAGUCCCGCUCAGCCGGACAUCCUCACUGCAUACAAACUACAAAAGGAGCUGGACUUCGAGGACCCGUACACUCCAGGUGGAAAUAUUUCGUUCGGCUCCAGCUUGAACGCUGUGGGGCCGCCGGACACCAAGUAUGUGUCACCAAAGCACCGGCUUAUCAAGGUGGAAACAAUCGAAAAGAGCAGCCCGACUCCGGGCGGGGGUGUCACGGUCACCCAAACUGUGGCUGUAGCUGUAGGGAGUGUUAAAUCUCCGACUUCACCUCCCUCGGACCACGACAACAAGGAGAAGCUCAUUAUCCUCGAAGACUAUGCGGACCCUUUCGACGCCGAGCAGGCUGGUGGCGCUCAGACCACCACGGAAAAAGUGACGACUGAGAACGACGGCUACAUGGAGCCGUACGAGGCCCAGAAGAUGAUGGCAGAGAUCCGGUCCGGCAGCCGAGGCCCUAAGGAAGGAUCGGCGAGGCAGCUCCCCCUGUACGACACGCCGUACGAGCCAGCUGAGAACGGUGGCGAUUCGGACCCCGAGCGCUUGCGCUGCCCCAGAGAAAGCCGCCUGCCCCAGGAUGACGAGCGGCCCCCCGAGGAGUACGACCAGCCCUGGGAGUGGAAGAAGGAGAGGAUUUCCAAAGCCUUUGCAGCUCUGCUUUGUUAUGACUGCAUUAGCUACGAGGGCUCUGUAAGUGGCACUGGAUCAGAUCCCCAAGGAAGAAAGGACUCCACUUCUAAAUCCCUCACAGUAGAGAUUAAAGUGAUCAAGGACCUACCAUGGCCCCCUCCUGUCGGCCAACUCAACACCAGCCCUCCCCCGGUGGAGGAGCUAGAGUCUCCUUCCCAGGCAGCUCAGCCCUCGCCCGGACAGACAAGCUGUGACCAGCACCACCAUGUCCAGUUCGAUGGUGUGGAGAAGUCUCGAAUGUCGCCCACCAAGGAGGGGAAAACUCGCCCACUGCAGCGGCAUUCCAGUGGCUGCUUGGUCAACACCAAAAUGACAUCACUGGACCACUGCAGUUCCUCCCUUGGGGAACGCAUAGACCCCACCAUGCCCCUGGAAAACCAAUUCUGGUACCACGGAGCCAUCAGCCGAACCGACGCGGAGUCUCUGCUCCGGCUCUGCAAGGAGGCCAGCUACCUUGUGAGAAACAGUGAGACCAGCAAGAACGACUACUCCCUCUCCCUUAAGAGCAGCCAAGGCUUCAUGCACAUGAAGCUGUCGCGGACGAAGGAGAACAAGUACAUCCUGGGCCAGAACAGCUGCCCUUUCGACAGCGUGCCUGAAAUCAUCCAUUUCUACUCCAGCCGCAAGCUGCCCAUCAAGGGCGCCGAACACAUGUCCCUGCUCUACCCCGUAGCCAUCAGGACACUAUAGUGCUCCGGCUCACCUGCAGGCGUCCGCCCCCACCACCACCACCACCACCUCGCAAGUACUCACAGGGGUCGUACCCGAGGCCCCCACCCCAGCGCCUCCCGUCCCUCUGGAGAGAGCACGCUAGGCUAACGGGGAAGACGAAAACAGUGGCAUCCCAAACUGCUGAUCCGGACUCACCUCACUGGCCCGACAGAUUCCUGAAGGCCUACUGCUACUACUAUCUCAUACACAGACUCAAUGUUGCAGAUGUUUUCUUUUUUUUUUUAUAUAUAUAUAUAUAUAUACAUACAUAUAUAUAUAUAUAAUUCUAUUGUAUUUUAUUUUAUUUAUAACAGACAUCCGCUUAUUACAUCAGAGACUGACUAUCUGAAGAACAUCAUUUCAUUGAUUGUUGAGCUGAGUACCCAUAGCACUUAACACUCAAAGAAAAAGAAAGGUACAACGUUAACAUUUGUCACUGGGAUUAACCUUUUAUCUUAAACUGUUGUACCCUCCUUUCCUGUGAGUGCGCCGCUUGUAUGUAUGAAAUGUUUGUUCGGGGUUAACCGCUCGGCUCGGCUCCGUCGGGGACUUGAAGAUUGUAGGAGCCGCAUAAGAGAAGUUUACGACGCGCCGUUGAGCUGCAUUGCCGACACGGGGGCCCCCGUCCAGCGGCCAGGACACGGAAUCAACCGGCCGCGCAUGAACGGUGCGUCCCCGGCCGCGCGGGGAACAAGCGGCCUGUGAGCCGCGCAGACUGAUCUCUCUAUCUUGUCGUGGUGCAUGUCGUCUGCUAUCCAUCACCGAGUGGGUGUAUCACACCGGUGACAGUGUAAGUACCAUAGUUGGUGAGACAGGCAGGAGAGCAUGAUGGAUGGGUCGGCCCAUCCGAUACAGUACAAUUGGCUGAGGCUAGAGACCAGAGCCUGUCCAAAUGGACCAAAUUACCCCCACCACCCCUGCUUAGAAUGGCUUUGCAUCGGGAGAAUGAAAUAUGCCUGCAUUGUCUACCUCAGAAAAUCAAUUUCAUUCGCCCAUCCGCAGAUCAAUAGGUACAACGGGAUUGCAGUCAUCGAUCCGCUCUCCCUUCGACAUUCCCAAUUCCCUUAAAAUUGCAUCAAUGGAUUUUAGGAAUGAGUUUCUUUUUUAAAAAAAUACAGUUAAUCUAAGAUUUUUUUUUAUGAAAACACAGGCAGAUGCUUUUUUCAGAUCGGCAAUUGUAUGUAUAGUCACUAUUAUAAUACUGUGUGAUGUCAGUAACAAGAGUUUGGUUAACGCCUUAUAAUGCAUGGGUCAAAUCAGUCCGCUAGAUCAGCUGAUUUCCAAUUCUGCUUUUAACGAUUGUUCUGUGACUGUAAUUUAUUCCGGGGUAAUUAUUACUGAUGUGUUACUCCUUUGUGAUUGGGCCGCCGGCCCCCUCACCCUCAUUGUUCUGUACUGAUGUGAUCGUGUUUUCUGGGACUCCUCCAGCCUCUCUUGCUGUGGUGCUUUGCCUUCUUCUUCUUCUUCUUCUUUUUUCUUUUUUUUUUGGUUGUUGUUGUUUCCAGUCCCGCUAAAUCCAUGUCUGCCUCGGUGGCCUGACUCUGGCGCACGAGUGACUGCGUCUCCCGGGGCCGACGGGGGCUGACGUACCCCCGCCGCACGUGGACCACAGCGCAGCCCAUCCGAACUCCCUCCGACCUAUCAUGCUUCCACUUAGCGUGAAAAUCUCCAAACGUGUGUGAACCUGCGUGACUACGCAUGCACCCGACACGGUUCAUGUGUGUGGUUAUUUGUGUGCACACAGUUUACCACACUGUUUGGUUGUCUGAUCUCCCCCCCCCCCUCCCUUAAAGUCCAAAAAAAGAAAUAGUUCUUCCUUCCCGUUCUCCACCAUUAACCACAUUGAAUUUUAACAACUCAUAGUAAUGACGUGUUCACUUUUUGCCCUCUUCAUUGCCUUUAUUUGUAACAGAAAAAAAUUAAUAUUUCGUCCCAGUUAAAGAAAGAACAAGCUGUUUUUUUCCAGCCGUGGCCGCACCACGAUGUGAAUAAUGCAUGAUGUACGAUUCUUCCCCAGAGGAAAUGUUUGUCAGUCUCAUGAGUUGCAAAAUCUUGUGGUUUAAUGAGCGAGUAAAUAUUGCGGGGAGGCUUUGGUUCACGGAAAUGACUGACACCGGGAGUCAGAAACACCCAGCCACUUGUGUGAUUACGAUGCGUCGAGUACGUCCUGCCAUAUAUGAUGUAUUUCUGCUGUGCGCUAUGCAACCGUAACCUGCAGUCACCGAAGGGGAAAGGGACCCGAGUGCGUGCCUCAGACAAAAACGUUAACGACAAAAUGUGAUGGUACAAAAAAAAAAUGUCCGCCGGGAGGAGGUGUAAUCAGCAGGGUGACAUGAUUAGUAAAAUAACAGAUAGUUUGUAGAAAGUAGGGUGAGAAGGUUAACAUUGCGGGUGCGGAUAAUGUUGCCGUCGUGGGAUCAGCGCGCCACGUGAGGGCGUCUCUCCGUGGCAUCCGCAGCUUUAUUGAGGAGCAGUACGUUGUCGAAGUGGACCUAUAUAUAUUUCCUUUGAGAGAAGAAAUGCAAAUCUAAAGCGAAACUAUACGUGUGAUUUAUCCUCUAUGUUGCGAAUGUUCACAGUUUAAUGGUUUAAAAGUUGAAAGUAGAGGCUCUUUAUGUAGCAGCCGCUGCCGGCGAGCGUUACUCUGCUGUAGGUUAGGAGCCUGCGUAUGAUGGCCGCACUACCUGGAGAGAGGCCUUAGCUUUGGAGAAAGGGAACGGGGUAGGGGAGAGGGCUCUGACGAGGCGAGGGGGGAGGGGAAUCCGCUGCCCCCUCGCAUUCAUAUAUUGAUAUUACGACAACCUGAAAGAGCCCUUCUCCUCCCUCAGAAGUGUCUUAAAGCUUGCUCGUUUGUGUGUGUGUACACACAUUAGUGCGUGCAUGAAGCAGUCUUCAUUGGGCGUGUGAGUGAGUGUGUGAGUGAAUGAGUGUGUGUGUGCAGGUGUGAGCAGCCAUCGGCCAUCGACUUGCCCCAUGUGUGUGUGUCUUGUGUGCCACUUUGCCGCGGCGGCGUGGCACGUGUGAGUUCCCUCUGUGUACAUUCUCAUGCCACGUAUGUAUGCACUACUAUAACAUAUCUCUGUACAGUCCCUCAUGGCCAAAUGUAUAUACUGAAUGUAUUGUAUGGGGACAUAGAGGCGUCAAGGUUGAAAAUAAAUAAAGUUGGGUUUAUGAGUUUAAA
This is a messenger RNA of Mugil cephalus (flathead mullet), 5285 nucleotides long. Its product is annotated as SH2 domain-containing adapter protein F-like. The record is from RefSeq and is a predicted model, not a curated record. Gene Ontology annotation, molecular function: phosphotyrosine residue binding. The transcript has 8 exons. NCBI's taxonomy places the organism in Eukaryota, Metazoa, Chordata, Actinopteri, Mugiliformes, Mugilidae. The coding region runs from base 575 to 2083 and encodes 502 amino acids.